This is a messenger RNA of Pelodiscus sinensis (Chinese soft-shelled turtle), 923 nucleotides long. It is a transcript of the gene CLRN2, whose product is annotated as clarin 2. NCBI's taxonomy places the organism in Eukaryota, Metazoa, Chordata, Testudines, Trionychidae. The record is from RefSeq and is a predicted model, not a curated record.
AUGCCCAACUGCUUUAAAAAGACUAUAUUUGCCUUGGCUUCUGCAUUGAGUUUUGUGUCUUUUCUCUUGAUUGUCAUUGCUAUGGGGAUGCAAAAAUGGAUGACUGGCAAAAUCCUUUGUAAAACAGGAGCUGAUUUGGUCAAUGCCACUGAUCCAGAGCUAGUCAAGUUCAUUGGAGAUAUUUACUAUGGACUUUUUCGUGGAGGCAAACUACGACAGUGUGGUUUGGGUGGGCGACGUUCCAAAUUCACAAUCUUCCCUCAUCUGGUGAAAAAGUUGAAUGCAGGCCUUCAUAUGAUGAUUUUAAUCUUCCUUUGUAUGGCCAUUUCCUUUGCUCUGGUCAGUUUUGGAUUCUGCAUUCUCAAUGCAAUAAAAGUUCCAUACCGAGCUAUUAAAGGUCCCGCAGGUAUAUACCUAUGGAAUUUACUCGCAGGAGGCUUUACAGCAUUGGCUGUCGCUAGCUUUAUAGCUGCUGUUAAACUUCAUCGCCUCACAGAAAGAAUUGCCAAUUUCCAAGAAAACAUCUUUCAGUUUGUAAUUUUGGAAGAACAGUAUGAAAGCUCUAUUUGGCUUUGUGUAGCUAGUGCUACAUCUCACGUAGUAAAUUUGUUGCUAAUAGCCAUAAGUGGAAUGCACCUCCCUGAAUUCAAAACUAAAACAGAAGAGGCAACAGUUACAGCAGAAGAUAUUAUGUACUGAUAACCCUUACCUACCUAACACUCGUUCUAUGAACUGAACUCAUGAUUAAAAGAGGUCCUUGGUUCUACAACUCUAGAACUGGAUGGAGUUUUACUGUCCAUGACAGCAACAAACUGCCACUUGCAGAAAUACAGAGUAUUUUAGAAAGUAGUUGUCAGUACUAGCAAUUAAUAUUCACUGCAUGGAAGGGAAACUAUGGAAACUUCACAAUUGAAAAACAAGCA